Messenger RNA from Alternaria postmessia, 483 nucleotides. RefSeq lists its product as uncharacterized. Gene Ontology annotation, cellular component: spindle microtubule; DASH complex. The transcript has 2 exons. Lineage: Eukaryota; Fungi; Ascomycota; Dothideomycetes; Pleosporales; Pleosporaceae. Gene Ontology annotation, biological process: attachment of spindle microtubules to kinetochore. The coding region runs from base 1 to 483 and encodes 160 amino acids. The record is from RefSeq and is a predicted model, not a curated record.
AUGCAAUUGCUCGAUUCAUCCAUCAACAUACUAGAUCAAGGUGUGAGCGACUUUCCUCGACUAGCCAAAGUACUGCAGACAACACGACACUUUGAACUCAUCUCCGAGUCAGACCUCCAGACCGCGCAAUCAGCACUCCUCUCAGAGAUCCGCCCUGAAGUCGACAACCUCCUCAAGCGCGUUGAGAAUUACUUGGACAAACUGGAACGUCGUGAACAAUCCCUUAUAGCCAAGUGCGAUCUGAACGAGGGCAGACUUGGACGUGACAACAAUGGUGGAUCGGGUUCUCGACCGGCAAGUAGGACCGCACAGAGGAGUGGGGGCAAGACCAUCAGCGCGCAGCAGGAACUGAGGAUGAAGACAUUGAGGGCAAAGAAGGACAGGCUUAGCUAUGCCGUGGAGACGCUGGAGUUGCAAGCGAAGCAGAGAGAGAGGCAGUUGCGGAUGAGCAUGGCCGCACCACAGCAGUUUUAUGACGAUUAA